UUUGUAUGGUUAAUAUUACAGGGUAUCCGCGGGGCAUUGAAAAGCAUUAAAAGUCAUUAAAUGGAUUUUGUGAAAAUCAAGGCCUUGAAUGGCAUUGAAAAGCAUUAAAUUUCAUUUAUACAGGCAUUACAUUUUUUAGAUAGUUUUGAAAAAAAACUACCAGUUUAUUUUGAAUAAAGCCUAAAUAAUUAAUGAUUUGCUGUUGCAAAAUAUGUACAUUGGUGUGAUACGCACACGGAACCAGUUUGGUAAUUGCCUCCGGCCGGUGCGAAAUUGCCAUAACGCCGGUUUAGACAGCGGCGGGCUGGGAACUGUAGACAGAAGGCUGCAUCAGUGUUGCCAACUUAGCGACUUUUCAGGCCCCUUUUGCGACUUUUUUUCCUAAGAAAGCGUGUUGUGACAAAUACAGCGACUUGUUAACCUGAUCUAGCGUCCGAGACCCCCUGGUACAACCGCACGAGCACGAGAUUGCUUUUCUGCCGCAGGCGCAGGAAUUCGUUCCGCCUUUCUGGUUCAGCAUUGAGGAUGUGCGCUCAGUCAGAGAACAAAUAAAAUAGAUAGGCCUACUAUUGCUUCUAACCUGAGUGAUCAUUUUACGUGUACAUAUAGCUAAAAUCACUGCAAAUGUCUAUUUUAUGUGUAUGGUGAUUUUGUCAGACAACAUCUCGAUUAGGCUAUAAAUCAGGAUUUUAGUGCUGGUUUAACACGUCAGGGCUCGAACUUUACUCUCCCGACCGGACAAGGACCUUAUUAAAAAGUCAAUACCAAAAAAAACAAACAAACAAACAAACAAAACAAACUUGGUAAUCACCAAAACGGGAGUAUGAAAUAUUUUAUUUCAUUUAGUGUUAGUGGCGAUCCAUAGUGGAUAAUAAUAGGCUGUAUAAUGUACUGACGAUAACAGUGUUGCGCUGUUGAGGCUCGCGCAGCAUCUCGAGGAGAAAUGGAAACAUGAGCAAAGCACACAAAAAGAAACUUGGUUAAACAUACUGCAGUAAAAAUUCAAAAUGUGGAGUUUACUGGUAAGUAAUAUCACACGACCUGUUUUGCUAAAUAGGCUACCAUCACGAUUAAAAAUGUGACACUGAUUUCAUACAACAGUUCAGUUAACAAAUAAUUAAUAUUAAGCCACUUACAUUUUAGAAGGAACAUUGACUGUUUUUGUUCUAUUUUAGCACCAAAAAUCGUUUCAAACAAAGUUCACAGCAGUACUACCAAAGCGCAACUCUCAGCCUUGUUUUCAUUACUGAUUCAGCGUUUUGAACGAAUCGGUUGAGUCAAAGAUUAAAUGACCCAUUCAUUCUUGAAUGAAUCAGCCAUUGGAAUGAAUCAUUUGAAUGAAUGAAUCAGUGACACUCACUUAUUAAGAUGGUUACUUGACGCCACCUAGUGGUGGUUUAGUUUCAUUUUUAAAAUAUAAUUUCCCCUCUAACAUUUCUUAUUUGUAUUUUCAAAAAAUAUUUUAAAAAAUUCCAUAACAUUAUUUAAUGCAGUUGUAAUCAAUCAAAAAUAUGCAGAUUUACAUACGUCAAAGCUGCAAUAUUCUGAAAGGAUAUUGCUUCAGAACAAAUUUGUUUCUACCAAAAACAAAAAAAAAAAUUCCGGACAAACUACUGUUUUGCUCGUACAAGACAAAAUAUAUAGAUGAAACAAUUUUAUUGGGAGUUUGGCUUAAAAUAUAUUAAGUGAGCAAAAGUGUAGCAGCAGAGAAGCAAACAAAUGUAAAGGGCUGACACUUGGCAGAAUGCGAAUGCAACAAUGACAUGAUGAAGUUUCUAAUUGCCGUAUGUCGUCAUCUAUCGACAUUUAGCGGCAUAUAUAUAUGGCAUUAAAAAAAUAAAAAAUUGCCAUUAAAAAGGCAUUAAAAAGCAUUAAAUUAGAUUUGAUGAAACCUGUAGAAACCCUGUAUUAAUGUAACUGUCAGCUCACUAAGGUUUAAAAAAAAAAUUCGGCCCGUACAACCUAAAAUGAGUUUGACACCCCUGCUAUAGAGUAAAUGCUGUGUCUGAAGUGUGUGGAGGAGGAGGGUUUGAUAGAGGCAUGUGUUCAGUUCUACCUUCAACACCACAACCAGCUGCUUUCUGUCUCAGUGCCGAUGUGUUUUUUUAAAGCGUGGAAUUGAUCAAGUUCACAAGAUGUACAACGGACUUCUAUUUUUGAUUGUCAUAUGCAGUGUGACCGGGUUCAACAAUCAAAUAUCUCCAGUGAAGCAUUUCACCAAGGAUGAUCCACUCUUUGGGCAAACCGUUAUUCAAUCAAAAGAUCGAGUUUUUGUUCCUUCCCCAACAAAUGGAAAAUGUUUCAGCUGCACUCCAGAGGAUGAAUGCGUCAAAGUAAAUUUUAACGAUGAAAAACCAAAAGGCCUGAGACCUGCAUCUGUAGCUUCUAGCCUGAUGUCAGAAGAGGAGCGCCUUGUGAUGUGUAAUCAAGUUCACAUGAAGGAGUCAGUAACUGAGGAUCUGAAUGGAAAUUGCCAACUGAUGAAUCCCAUUGGGAAAGGCAAACUGAAUCCUGCUAAAUUAGUUUUAAAUCAAAUGGAGAAAAAAAACACCAGUAACAACAACAACAACAACAACAAUUAUCGAGGUGGAAGGAUCGACCAAGGUAAACUGAGGAUGAGAAGAGACACCCAUCCAGACAGUGAAACCAAAACAGCUGAGGAUGAUGACGAUGCUGGGGCAGAGAUUGCUUUUGUGCUGGAUGGCUCUGAUAGCAUUCAACCAGAUGACUUUCAGAGAGCCAAAGAUUUCAUCUACAAUUUUAUGUUAAAUGUUUGGAAAGCAUGUUUCAAUUGUAACUUUGCAAUAGUGCAAUACGGCAGUAGCAUCAGGACAGAGCUCUCACUUCUAGAAAAUAAGGAUCGUGCCAGAGCCUUGCAAAAGGUCAAGAAAAUACAGCAAAUUUUCAAUCUCACCAACACUGCCUCUGCCAUCCAUCAUGUCCUGUGAGUUUACAAAUUAUGAUGUGAAAUACUAGACAUCACUUUUGUUGGUAUUAAUGUUAUUGUCAGGGUCUCAAUGGUUUCAUUGGUUGUUUGCAGCACAAAUGUUUUCAUCCCUGAGAAUGGAUCCAAAAAAAACUCAAAAAAAAUUAUAAUUGUAUUG
This is a messenger RNA of Megalobrama amblycephala (Wuchang bream), 3104 nucleotides long. Its product is annotated as integrin alpha-E-like. Bases 2136 to 2948 code for a protein of 270 amino acids. The transcript has 9 exons. Lineage: Eukaryota; Metazoa; Chordata; Actinopteri; Cypriniformes; Xenocyprididae. The record is from RefSeq and is a predicted model, not a curated record.